AUGCUGCACGAGAAGGACAUUAUCGCGGCGUCGAAGGCGCACCCUAAACCGGACAUUAAGUAUACAUAUGGUACGGCUGGUUUCCGGACAAAGGCCGAUAUUCUCGACAGUACCUGUUUCCGUAUCGGACUGGUCGCGGCCCUUCGUAGUCUGGUGAAGGAAGGGCGCUUCAUCGGUGUAAUGAUUACCGCAUCGCAUAACCCUGAGGAGGACAACGGUGUGAAGAUUGUCGACACACGUGGCGAAAUGCUCGCACCCGAGUGGGAAGGCAUCUGCUCGCAAGUCGCCAAUGCGCCGAGUGAUGAGGCAGUGGUGCUGGAGCUGACGAAGAUCGUGCACGAGCACCGCCUGGAUACGUCGAUGACGCCCCGUAUUGUAUUUGGCUACGACACACGUCCCUCCUCGUCGAGGCUUGUGAAGGCGAUGCUUGAUGGUCUGCAUGCCAUGCACGCUGAGAUCGUUGACGGCGGUAUGCUGACUACGCCGCAGCUGCACUAUCUUGUGCUGGCACACAACACCCAAGCGACGGAUCACCCGUACGGCCACCCUGAUGAGAUGGGCUACUACAAGAAGCUGGCGGGCGCCUUCCAGGAACUGCUUGGCGGCCAGAAAGUCAAGCUCCCGGUCGUUGUGGACUGUGCCAACGGUGUAGGCGCCAAGGCCAUGCAGGGCCUGCUUGAUCUGCUUCCAAAAGACCUUGUAGACGUCACACUCUUGCGUACGGACGUCGGCAAAACGGGCGCAUUGAACAACGGAUGCGGUGCCGACUUUGUCAAGACGAACCAGCGCAUGCCGCUGGGCUACGAGAACGAGCCGAGUGUCAAGGAAGACACGCUGCUGUGCUCGUUUGAUGGCGAUGCGGACCGUAUUGUGUUCUAUUACCUGACGGGCCCAGCCAGCAAGCCAGAGAGCUUCCAUCUGCUCGACGGUGACAAGAUUGCUACGUUGGCGACCGACUACCUCGCGACGCUUUGCAAGGCAGCUAAGCUCGAUAUCAAACUGGGCUGUGUGCAGACGGCGUACGCGAAUGGCGCCUCGACAGAGUACCUGGCCAAGCGCGUGCCCAUUACGUGCACCAAGACCGGUGUGAAGCACCUCCACCAUGCAGCUGAGCGGCACGAUAUCGGUGUGUACUUUGAGGCGAAUGGCCACGGUACGGUCCUCUUCUCGCCGUACACCAUGGUCAUGAUCGAUAUGGCGAACCGCCUUGCGAAGGAAGGCUGCCAGGACUCGCUGCACAAGCUGCGCACGCUGCCGAUUCUGAUCAACCAGGCGGUGGGUGACGCCAUUUCCGACUUGCUGCUGGUGCUCUAUAUCCUUACGAUGAAUGGCUGGGAUGCAUACUUGUGGGACAGCUGCUACGAGGAUCUACCGAACCGCUUGGCCAAGAUCCAAGUGCCCGAUCGCUUUGUGUUCCAGACGAGCGAUGCAGAGCGUCGCUUGGAUCAGCCGCACGGUCUGCAAGACAAGAUCGAUGCCGUGGUCAAGAGGACGCCGAAUGGCCGUGCCUUUGUGCGUCCGAGUGGCACAGAGGAUGUGGUCCGUAUUUAUGCCGAGGCCAGGACGCCCGAUGACGUCGAGGCGCUUCUCAACUCGGUGUGUGAUCUGGUGAAGUCGGCUGUGUAA
Molecule: messenger RNA, 1626 nt
Organism: Malassezia pachydermatis
Lineage: Eukaryota; Fungi; Basidiomycota; Malasseziomycetes; Malasseziales; Malasseziaceae
Product: phosphoacetylglucosamine mutase
Exons: 2
Coding region: 1-1626 (541 amino acids)
Biological process (GO): UDP-N-acetylglucosamine biosynthetic process; carbohydrate metabolic process
Molecular function (GO): phosphoacetylglucosamine mutase activity; magnesium ion binding
Source: RefSeq, a predicted model, not a curated record